Messenger RNA from Capra hircus (goat), 6408 nucleotides. RefSeq names its product ring finger protein 24 (gene RNF24). Gene Ontology annotation, molecular function: ubiquitin protein ligase activity; zinc ion binding. The transcript has 6 exons. The record is from RefSeq and is a predicted model, not a curated record. NCBI's taxonomy places the organism in Eukaryota, Metazoa, Chordata, Mammalia, Artiodactyla, Bovidae. The coding region runs from base 136 to 582 and encodes 148 amino acids. Gene Ontology annotation, cellular component: endomembrane system.
CCUCGCCGGGGCUGUGGCGCGCCGUCUGCCGCUGCCACCUCAGCCGCGCUCGGUCAGCCAGACGCCCGCUGCUUACUGCCCGGAGCUGACCGUCCCAGCACGCUCGCCGCCGCUGCCGGCACGACAGAUUCAUCCAUGAGCUCGGAUUUCCCACAUUACAACUUCAGGAUGCCUAAUAUUGGAUUCCAGAACCUGCCACUCAACAUAUAUAUUGUGGUUUUCGGCACUGCUAUAUUUGUCUUCAUCCUUAGUUUACUCUUCUGUUGCUACUUGAUUAGGCUAAGACAUCAAGCACACAAAGAAUUUUAUGCCUACAAACAGGUUAUAUUAAAAGAAAAAGUAAAAGAACUGAAUUUGCAUGAGCUCUGUGCAGUGUGUCUAGAAGACUUCAAGCCUCGAGAUGAGUUGGGGAUUUGUCCAUGUAAGCAUGCCUUCCACAGAAAGUGCCUUAUUAAAUGGCUGGAAGUUCGCAAAGUAUGUCCACUGUGCAACAUGCCAGUUCUGCAGCUGGCCCAGUUGCACAGUAAGCAGGACCGUGGACCCCUACAGGGACCCCUCCCCGGGGCAGAGAACAUUGUAUAGCUCACCACAGGAUCAAACUGUUGCAGGAUCUGGGAGGAGCAGAGCUGGGAGGAACACAAGUGGUCUCUGUGUUGGCUGCUCUCGUGGGAGCACCAGCUGCUGCUUCCUUGUCUCAUGAAGAACCCUCGGGCCAGCGAGGCUGGGAACCCAGACUUCUGUGUCUUGUGACAACCAAAGUACUCUGACACUACCCCGUGCCAAGAGGAAUGGAUGAGCCCACAAUCUGGUUCAAGAAACCUCAUGAGGAUCUCUUGCUAACUCCAUUACAUUCUGUCUCCCAGACACUCAUCUCCAUGCCAAGAUGAAUCUUUAUCAACCAGAAGGGAAGAUAAACCCAAGUGUUACAGAAAGGAACUCAAGGCAGGUCUUUAAAGCCCCUACGCUCCCCACACACACACCCUGGGAACACAUGAGCUUCUCUGCAGACCCUGCACACCUUUGCAGCAGCAAACCCUCCCAGCAGCCUCUAAGCCAAGUGAAAACAGCGGUUACCUCAGCCCAAGCACAGCUGGUUGCAAUGCCGGAGGCAGUGCCAACAAGGCUAUUCACAUUGUGUUCCUUUGAUAGGGCCAUCUUGGAAACCCAGGGGCUUGGUUACAACACAGCAGCAGUACCUGCUACCACGGAUUCUUCCUCAAGUUCACAUUUGCUUAUCAAAUCAUCUGAGCUAGAAACAGUAGAUGUGCUUGGAAAGGUCUGGUCAAAAGCCAUUUCCUCUUAUUUCCCCUCCUACUCACCAGUGAGGCACAGUCAAGCCACCAUCAGGAGCCCCAGCAGGGGGCGGGUCUCUGAGCCCAUGCUGUCCCUGUAUGACCCGAGGGCCCCAGGGUGCUGCCCACAUCCCCACAUAUACAAUGUGGCUCCAGUGUAGCUGCCAGUCUUGGCCCACUGCCCCAGUAGGAAGCUGCUGUGAGCCUUUCACAUGGCUCCGGAAAGGAGCAUCUCUCUGAUAAUGGGCUAGUCCUCCUGGCCUUGCUGAGCUGAGGAUGCUAACCCCUUGCCUCUCCCUGUCCUGCCCUCUGUUCUCUUCCCUCCCUUCCCUUCCCUGUCUCUAUUUCUCCUCAAGAGAAAAUGCCUGUCGUUGACAUCUUAACUAUUUAAAGCAUCCCGUAUAAGAUCCCUAUGUAAUUCUGAAGCCAGGGAGGCACCUGCAAUUGUUAAUAGUUUCAGGAAGCUCCUGCAGGGCUAGUCAUCAUUGGUGUGUGCCUCAGUAUUCAGACUUAACAAUAACUAGUUGAGAGUGUCGUUACAGGAGAAAAACCACAUGCUGCUCUUUGGUUCUUUGUCCUACUUUUCUAGAAAUGACUCAGAGUCCAGCAGGAUUCAUGACUACUUUAUAAGUUCACUAUGUGAAGCAGCACUGGGUCAGACAGCAAGUUCUCUUCCACAGCCCUGCUCUCCACCUCCUUCCAGGUUAGGGGUGGCCUCCUCAACAGCACUGCUUCUGCUCUACCCCACAGGUGUGAUUAGGGGCAGCUUCUCAUGGGAAAUGCAGCGUUUAUGACACGGAGCGGGGCUGGAGGAGACUUUGCUACUCCGUUCAGGGAAUGUCUCCAGGAAUAUUUUUGGAAUCCAGCCUCUACUGUCUUAGGAUGGGAGAGGGAACCUAUCCUUGGCUCAGAUGGCUGGGACCAGAUGAGGAGGAAAAUUCCCAUUAGCCUAGAAAAGUGCUGGGCAGAAUCCAGUUUGGAAAAUUACAAAUCCAUUGGUCAGAAUUGGCUGUACCCUAUGUGACCUAUUUGUGGUAUGCCAGCUGGACUGCUUCUUUAAACAGGGCAAGGGAAGUGUGGAAUAUUUUUAUAUGAAAGCCUUAUUAGCCUGUCUGGCACCCAUGAAAAGAACUAUUUGUACGCUCCUACUUUCACCCUGUUUCUGCAUUCACUAUUUGUAGCACAAUAGAAUUGAAUGCUGGAAAGCACUCAGUUUACAGUGAAAUGUUUUCAGUGACCAAUGUCAGAGAUAGGCUUGCUUCUGGACUUGCCUCAUUAAUAGCCAACACUCACCAUUUUCACGUAACAGCCUUGGGACAAAUGUCACAUCUUCGUUAAAGAGUUCCAAUAGGAAAAAGAAUCUUUCCCUUCAGAGGAGGAAUUCUUGUGUUCUGUGCUUGCAAAUUAUUUUCAUCUCACAGCUUUCAUAGGAUUUCAGUGUCAGUACCAAGGAGACAGACUCACAAAGUCCCUGUAUUUGUAGUAAUCUCAGCGUUUGUGAACGUGCAGGGCUUUUAAAAACUCAGCUCUUCACUAAGGUGGGGCCUGACACUGAAGUGGCCGAGUGUCCAUCUUCCCUCUCCUGGCUUAGUGUCCUACUGGAACACGGCCAGUGUCACUCAUGCAUUCUUACGCCUCGUAACAACGCAACACAAAUGUUUGCUCCCCACAUUAACUGAGUGGCCAGGGUUUAAUUUACAUCUUCCUUUAAUUCUGAUUAAAAUCAGUUUUGUGUGAGGGACAAGGUCAAACCUCCACUAUUAAAGAAGUUAAAGAUUCCUUAAUACUCUUUCAUCAGGCUCACAGCUCAGUGAGGCUGCCCUGUCCAGAUCUAUCUCCAUGAGUUAUUCACCUUUUGUUAACCUGUGUGAGGACUCUGGUCUGCUUUUGGGCCGCUGGCAGGUGAUGUGGUUUUUUAACUUGGUCUUAAAACAUGUCUUAAGCAGCUCAGAGUUGGGUGUGGCUGGUGUACCAUGGGCUAGAGGAGCAGAACUUAGCCUCAACUCAACUCCACAGGUGGGUCAAUCAUUAUCUAGUUGUUACUAGGGGUACAGCUGAAUUCAGCUGGCUGCAGGAACAGGAAACAAAACCAGCCUGACCUGAUUCCUGGCUGAGUAGGUACAAAGAUUUGGUCAGGCCAAGAAAGUAAUGGUCAGAUAGGAGCAGGUAGCCCAUGGAGAGUUCUGGGCUGAGGGAUACUGAGGACCUCCCACCGUGGCUAAAUGCCCUGUUCUUAACAAAGAUCCUUUCUUUCCACAUCCCUAUUCCAAAGCCUAUCAUCUUCAUGGCCUGAUUCUACUCUAAGUUACUUUGAACAACUGUAGUAACUGUUUCUGAGAGGUUUUCUGGGAAUUAUGAAAUGCACACAAGGAGACAUCCCCAGAGCUCUGGGCAGAAAAACUGCUCAGGUUUUUCAGUCACCCCCUUGCCACUCACUAGCCAUGUGCCUUUCUACAAGUUAGCCUCUCAAAGCCUGUUUCCUUAGCUGCUCACCCAGGAGUGUGUACUAAGGGUGGGAUUGACUACCAUGUCUGGAGCCCAGCAGGCAGGCCUGGGGGGGUCAUAGGAGCUGGUGCUACUAAGUGACAUCAUCAUGCUAGCCACGUGGGACUCCCCUGUUGUCCUGAUAGGAACUACCACAGUUGAGAGCCUCCUGAGAUUUAGGGGCUCUCCACUGAGCCCCAGUUCACCUGGCUCCCUUCCCUUUCCCCUCCUGAUCUGCCUCAGUCACUUCCAUUUACCUUUGCCCACUGUGCUCCUCAAUGUGGUUUCGCUCAGUGCUGAAUAUUCCUUCUAAAUUCUUUGAAUAGGUAAUCCCUUCACGUGGUUCACAAAUCAUAAAGUUAUGUCGUCCUUGCAUUCCUGAACUCCAGUAAGCCAAGUUUCCCACCCCUUGAGUACACACUACUAGCUGGUUCCUUGUUCAUUCAUGCAUAUACAAGCAAGUACACACACAUGUACAUGUAUGUAGGGGUGUGUGUGUAUAUGUAUAUUACAUACACAGCUGACUCUUGAACAACACAGGUUAGGUGUGCUGACACCCUGUAUGGCCUGCAUGUAACCUGACAGCUAUCCACAUCUGUGGUUCUGCAUCUGUGGAUUCAACCAAGCUUGGACCUUGUAGAAUGUAUUUAUUGAAAAAAAUCCAUGUGUAAGUAGACCUCAGUUCAAAUCCAUCUGUUCAAGAAUCAACUGUGUAAUUUUUUUCUUUUUCCACUUAUGUAAUACCAGACAAGUACUCAAGAACCAUUCGUAGUCAUGGGAAGACCCAUCCCAGAAGUCAGAAUAUCUGUAAAAGGUGAGCCCAGAAUUGGGGGAUGUUUUUGUAACUACAUUCCUUUUGAAUAAGGCAUAUUUUCCACUGAUUGCAGCAUGAUGAAAUCUUCGUUUCCUACACAAAUCGAACUUCAGUCCCUCCCUGACUCUUAACUAUAGAUGCCCAAAUAACAAGAGAGCACAACCAUUUUUUUCUUCUUUCCCCCCAGUGUGGGAUGUAGGAUCUAGUUCCCUGACCAGGAAUUGAACCCGGGCCCCCUGCACUGGGAGAGCGAAGUCUUAGAAACUGGACCACCAGGGAACUCCCCAGCCUAUGUCUGAGUCUGGCAGGACACUCCAGAGCAGCAGCAGCGCAGGCUGCAGGCCCACCCCAGCCCCCAACCCAGUUUCCAGGGAGGACUGACAGCCCAGCAGUGACAUCUGGCUACAACUGUCAUGGUUUCUUAGGCAAACCCAUGUUUCUGAGGCAGGAGUUGGAGCAGCAGGCUGAGCAAUUCAUUUUGUGGGGCAGAUGUCUCAAAUGUUGCUAAGCAAAUAGGUGGUCAGCUGCCUCAUAGCUGAAUGUCCAUGUUCAAGUUCAUGAGCCUAUUCCCUUUCCCUCCCCACUCUGUGCACACACUAAAGAACAAAUGUUCCCACAGAAUCUUCUCCUCACCCAACAUUUUUUCCAGUCAAUGAGAAAUUACCCCACCAACAGUUUUUUUUUUAAAAGUUCAUUCUUCCCUCUACAAAUCAAAGUUAAAGCUUCCUCCAGGCAGCCCUUGGGGGUAGGCGCAGCGACCUGUGCCUCUCCUUCUUUACCCACCCCUACCCCCCUCCCCCCAAUAUCCUGCCACCCACAGCAGCAGCCCAGGGAUUCCCUGGAUUAAAAGUGUAACUUAAGCCUGUGACCAGAAAUUUGGAAAGGAACUAUAUGUGAAACCACCCUUCUUCCAUCAAUGAACCUCUUUCAUUAUUAGUAUUUAGGAAUUUGAGCAAAGGAGAUGAAUGUGUCUAAAUUCUGAUGAAAUCUGCAGUUGAUAACCGGAAAACGCUGGGCCAUGUUCCUUUAGUGUAUAGAUUAACGAAGGCUCCCGUGUGCCACAGAAUGUGCUUCCAUUUGAUUGGAACAUGAGGAGGAAAGUAGAGAGGCUUAUUCAGUAAAUCUGUUAUUGUCCCAGUUCAGCUUCACAGCCUGAAUUGUUGCAAGAUGCAGAGUUUUAUUCCACUUUUAGACCAAGCAUCAGCACGUGUUGCUUACCGACCCAGAAAUCACUUCUGUGGCUAUACAGCCAGGGGCUCCCUGCUCCAGAGACACAUACCUACCAGUGUUAAGGGCCUUGGCUAUACUUCGAUGAAGCCCCUCGCAGUUCCCUGAGCUAGUAUAAGCCUGGAAAAUCUGCAUCUCAGGCCAGGUGCACACCAUCCUUCCAUCCAUCCUUCCCUCUCAGGCCUAGAACAGGAGAAUAAGAUGGGGCUAGUGUUUCUUUCCUGAUGAUAGCUCAGUCUUCCAAGAAAGUGUUCCUGAACUGUCCUCUCUUGGUCUCUAGACAGGUCUUUGCCAGAAAGAGGGGAUAUCAGUCUUGUAGUUUUAAGCCUACUGGGGUUUAUUCACUAGAUAUUGUAUAUAACUCCUUCAAAAAAAGAAGUUUAUGAAAUGCUGAGCCUCAGGUUUCAUAGACAUGUUUGUACACUAUGAAUUCUGCAGCAGAAUAUUUUUAAACAUUUGCAGUUUUUUUAUAAGCUAUAUAUUUUUGUAUAUUUAAUUGCUAUUUUAAAAUUUUAAUGCAUUUUGCUAAUUACUCGUUUAAAAAAUAAAACAUGCAUGUAAUUGACUUAAAUGUAAAUAAAAAGCAGAUUU